CGCGGAGUCACUUCCUGCUGGGUGGAUGAGGAGGAGCUCGAGCUGCCGCGGAGGAGCCCUAGUAGAGACGGACGGCGCCGGAGAGCAGGAGGGCGAAAAUGAAAGCAGGCUGUAGCAUCGUGGAAAAGCCAGAAGGAGGUGGAGGGUAUCAAUUUCCAGAUUGGGCCUACAAAACAGAGUCGUCGCCAGGCUCCCGGCAGAUCCAGCUGUGGCACUUCAUCCUAGAACUGCUGCAGAAGGAAGAGUUCCGCCAUGUCAUCGCCUGGCAGCAGGGGGAGUAUGGGGAGUUUGUCAUCAAGGAUCCAGACGAAGUGGCUCGCCUCUGGGGCCGCAGGAAGUGCAAGCCACAGAUGAACUAUGACAAGCUGAGCCGGGCCCUCAGAUACUAUUACAACAAGAGGAUCCUUCAUAAAACAAAAGGGAAAAGGUUUACUUACAAGUUUAACUUCAGCAAGCUGGCGAUGCCCAACUACCCUUUCAUCAACAUCCGCUCAAGUGGUGUGGUUCCUCAGAGUGCACCACCAGUGCCAACAGCCUCUUCCCGCUUCCAUUUCCCACCCCUAGACACACAUUCUCCUAGUGAUGUGCAGCCAGGGCGGUUCUCUGCUAGCUCCUUGAGUGCUUCUGGGCCUGAGUCAGGUGGUACCACUGAUAGAAAGGUGGAGCCUUUGGACCUAGAAGAUGGCUCAGCCUCUGACUGGCACCGGGCCAUGGAUUUUAUUCCCUCUCGAAAUGCUCUUAGUGGAGGAGGGAUUGGCCACCAGAAACGUAAGCCUGACAUAGUGCUUCCUCUCUUCUCUCGGCCAGCAGUGUACCCUGACCCCCACAGUCCCUUCGCUCUCUCUCCUGUUCCUGGCCGUGGAGGUGUCCUAAAUGUCCCCAUUUCACCAGCCCUGUCCCUGACGCCCACCAUGUUCUCCUAUAGUCCCUCACCAGGCCUGAGCCCCUUCACCAGCACCAGUUGCUUCUCUUUCAACCCAGAGGAAAUGAAACACUACCUUCAUUCUCAAGCCUGUUCUGUGUUCAACUACCAUCUGAGUCCUCGGACUUUUCCCCGGUACCCAGGGCUCAUGGUCCCACCACUGCAGUGCCAAAUACAUCCUGAGGAGUCAUCCCAGUUCUCUAUCAAGCUGCAGCCCCCCCCAGCUGGACGGAAGAACCGAGAGAGGGUAGAAAACAAUGAGGAGUCCACACACGGCUCUGCCCCAACCAGUACGCCUAGUCCCUCUCGAAUCAAAGUAGAGCCCACCUCUGAGAAGGAUCCUGAGAGCCUCAGGCAGUCGACCCAAGGAAAGAAAGAACACUCCCAAGAAGUGGGUACUGUGCGGACCAUUGAAGAGGGGAAAGGCACAGCGUUCGCCCACCCCUCACCCACCUGGCCCUCUGUACCCGUUGGCAUCCCCAGUGAUGAAACCCUACAGGGGACUGAAGACAACGAGGACAGGUCUGGCAAGGAGCCCAGUGCUCCUGAGAAGAAGGAAGAUGCACUCAUGCCCCCCAAGCUCCGGCUGAAGAGGCGGUGGAAUGACGACCCUGAAGCCCGGGAGCUCAGUAAGACGGGCAAGUUCCUCUGGAAUGGGGCAGGACCCCAGGGCCUGGCUGCAGCAGCCACUGCUGCUGCUGAUGCUUAAAACCACAGUGGAAGGGAAGCUGUUCAUAUUACAAUCAGAUACACGUAUUUAUGUAGCAAGAUUCUGGGGUGGGAGGCGGGGUUAAGCUGGUUUGAUAAUUCUGGGGCAUGGACUUGUACUUUUCUGUUGGGGAUGACUGUCUUGUGUUGUACAUUAAGUGGGGUAUAAACACACUCUUUUUUUCUUGGUGAGUAGGGCGUAGGGAGGAUAUUGAACUGUGGGGGAAGGAGCUUGUUUCCUGUUUAAGACUCAUUUUCUGCCUGGCAAGCUCCAUAAGAGCCCACUUUGUAGUCCCAUUACAGUUCAGGACCCAGAGUUUUUUCUGUUGUAUUUAUACAUAGAGAAAGCCAAUAAUGGUAUAUUUUGCUUUGAGAGAGAGAAAUAAAGGAAAAGGCUGGGAUGCUGGGUCGUAAGGAACAGUUAACAGCAUGUUAACUAAAAUAUUUAUUUCAGGAGAGAGAAAAUGUAAUUUCGGUCUUCCAGAAGUGGGGACAUUUAGGUGUCCGUCCAUCCUUUCUCCUCUCCCCGUUUCCCUCACUGGAGCACGUGUACAUGUGCUCUCUCUCGCUCUCUCUCUCUCUCUCUCUC
Molecule: messenger RNA, 2219 nt
Organism: Microtus ochrogaster (prairie vole)
Lineage: Eukaryota; Metazoa; Chordata; Mammalia; Rodentia; Cricetidae
Product: ETS translocation variant 3
Biological process (GO): cell differentiation; regulation of transcription by RNA polymerase II
Cellular component (GO): nucleus
Molecular function (GO): DNA-binding transcription factor activity, RNA polymerase II-specific; sequence-specific DNA binding
Source: RefSeq, a predicted model, not a curated record